ACUACCAUUUCGAUCUCCGUCUUGGCCCCCAACCUUGUGUCAAUCCAACUAAUCCUAAUCACCCCUCCAUUGACCCCUCACUUGCGCAACAACCGCCCCAGACCUUGUCAACUCUCACACCUACAAACGUCGCAUAAACAUUUACAGCAAACACAUCAUCACAAUGUCCGGCCCUUACGACCAGUACAACCAGGGUUACCAGCACCAGCAGCAAUAUCCUCCCCAAGGCCAAUAUCCCCCUCAGCAACACGGCUGGGAUCAAGGCGGCUACCAACAACCCGGUUAUCCACCGCAGCAGCAAGGCCAGGGCUACGGUCAGCCACAGCAGGGCUAUGAACAGCAAGGUUAUAACCAGCAAUACGGUGCACCUGCACACGGAGGUUUCCAACACGGCCAACAAGUAGCACCCUAUGACCAGCAGCAACAAGGAUACGGCCAAGCUGCCCAGUAUCCUCCACAAGGCCAAUACCCCGGCCAGCAGCCAUCGCAGCAAUUCCCCCAGCAAGGUGCAUAUGCCCAAGACCAGUAUCCCCAAGGUCAUAGCGCCUAUGGCCAGCCAGGACAGCAGCACGGUCCCACGGAUCCCAACGCGCAGGCUGAGGGCGACCGUGGGCUUAUGGGCGCUCUAGGUGGCGGUGCAGCCGGCUACUUUGGCGGCAACAAGAUGGGCGGGCAUGGCAUCAUCGGAGCCAUUGCCGGGUCUAUCCUCGGUAGCAAGCUGGAGGACAAGGCCAAGAAGCCCAAGCACGGUAACGGCGGUUUCUUCUAGAGAUAGAACGAUGUCAACGUUUUCAUGUUGAGUACCGGAGGAUUGGAUUACGGAUGGGAAUCUGGUUGAUGAGGCGUUACGGACAAGGGUUACAGAUAGGCACGGCAGUGUCUCACGGUAUUUGGUUACGAUACUGAGAAUCGGAUAGUUAUUCCUAGAAUGAAUAACCAAUGAAUUCGGAUUUUGUGUUUCUCA
Molecule: messenger RNA, 964 nt
Organism: Pyrenophora tritici-repentis Pt-1C-BFP
Lineage: Eukaryota; Fungi; Ascomycota; Dothideomycetes; Pleosporales; Pleosporaceae
Product: Med15 multi-domain protein
Source: RefSeq, a predicted model, not a curated record